Molecule: messenger RNA, 1096 nt
Organism: Rhinopithecus roxellana (golden snub-nosed monkey)
Lineage: Eukaryota; Metazoa; Chordata; Mammalia; Primates; Cercopithecidae
Gene: DEMA1
Product: chromosome 17 C2orf74 homolog
Exons: 5
Coding region: 212-796 (194 amino acids)
Source: RefSeq, a predicted model, not a curated record
GAUUCCUCUCUCCUCUGGAUCCUGAUAGUUUUUGGGGUGAGGGAGGUGAGCUGCGUGAUCACACGUGUCCCAGCUCAGUCUCCCCUCUGGCCACCUCAGCCCCCACCACAGUUAUGGAGAGAAAUUAGCCAGUAAAACUUAAAGAACAAGAGAACUACAUUCAAAUUGAGUUGGAAAAGAAUAUUUGGACAAUCUGUGAUUGUGAGAGUGGAUGAGUCUUCUAGCUAAACCUAUGACCUUUGAAAUCACAGCAAUCACUUUCUUCAUCAUCCUUCUAAUUUGCUUCAUUUGCAUCCUCCUUUUAUUGGUGGUUUUUUUAUAUAAAUGUUUCCAAGGCAGGAAAGGUAAAGAGACAAAGAAAGUGCCUUGUACAGACGCAAAAGGAGGUGUAGACUGUGCAGCGGCUGAAGUGGUGACAAGCAAUCCAGGGGACCAUGAAAGGGUCUUAAUGCAAGUCAUGAAUUUGGAUGUGCCGACGAGGCCUGGCAUUCUUGUCCAGAGACAGAGUAAGGAAGUGUUGGCCACACCCUUAGAAAACAGAAGGGACAUGGAGGCAGAAGAGGAGAACCAAAUAAAUGAGAAGCAAGAGCCUGAGAAUGCUGGAGAAACUGGUCAAGAAGAGGAUGAUGGUUUGCAGAAAAUACACAUAUCUGUCACUAGAACUCCAUCAGCUGUUGAAAGCCAAAAAAGACCUUUAAAAGGAGUGACAUUUUCUAGGGAGGUAAUUGUUGUGGAUCUUGGAAAUGAAUACCCUACACCUCGAAGCUAUACUCGAGAACAUAAAGAGAGAAAAUGAAGCUCAAAAAAGGGUAAGAGUGAAAGAAAAUGUAAUCUUUGACUAACAUUGAAAUGACUGAGGGUACAAAAUCAUGUUGAAACAACAAGACGAUGGGGAAUUAAGCAAAUAAAGAUAGUAUUUUACCUUUGUGCAGAAAGAAGUGGGCCAUGUGCAAAAUUCUGUAAGUAAAAUACUUAGAACUUGAAUAUAGUUUUUUAAAAAUUCAAAUCUGAGUUCAAGAAAUUGAUUGUAUUGCCCUUAAAACUGUCUACUCAAACACCGUUCUGGCAUGUGAAUAAAGUGAUUUUUGUUUGUACA